CUUACCGAUAUCAGUUAUUUCUGAAAAGUCAACGAUAACAAUAUGAAAUUCUUAGCUGUCUUCAUUGCCAUCUUCGCCGUACUCGCAGUAGCCUUUGCUGCUCCUCAAUUCGGUGGUAGACGUCAUGGAGGUUUCGGCGGUGGUCCAGGACUUGGACGCGGUGGUGGCUCCAGUGGAUCAUCAUCAUCAGCCAACGCCCAAUCCCAAUCCUUCAACUCAGGCGGACGCGGAGGAUCUGGUUCAUCUUCAUCUGCUUCCGCUUCUUCACAAUCAUUUACCAGCGGCUUCCGCGGUUAAACCGAAGUGAUAGUUUCUUAUAGUAAUUUUGAAUAGUAUUAACCGGGAAAUACAUGCAUAACUUUUCCGUA
Messenger RNA from Hermetia illucens (black soldier fly), 368 nucleotides. Its product is annotated as ctenidin-3-like. The record is from RefSeq and is a predicted model, not a curated record. Lineage: Eukaryota; Metazoa; Arthropoda; Insecta; Diptera; Stratiomyidae. The transcript is spliced from 2 exons. The coding region runs from base 43 to 297 and encodes 84 amino acids.